Messenger RNA from Suncus etruscus (white-toothed pygmy shrew), 942 nucleotides. RefSeq names its product olfactory receptor 52E4-like. The record is from RefSeq and is a predicted model, not a curated record. The transcript has a single exon. Lineage: Eukaryota; Metazoa; Chordata; Mammalia; Eulipotyphla; Soricidae. Gene Ontology annotation, cellular component: membrane. Gene Ontology annotation, molecular function: olfactory receptor activity; G protein-coupled receptor activity. The coding region runs from base 1 to 942 and encodes 313 amino acids. Gene Ontology annotation, biological process: G protein-coupled receptor signaling pathway.
AUGAUGUCCUCCUCAAAUGAUUCUCAGUUCCACCCCUCAUUUUUUCUCCUGCUGGGAGUUCCAGGCCUGGAAGAUAUGCACAUUUGGAUCGGGUUUCCUUUUUGUUCUAUAUAUUUGAUUGCUCUUGUGGGAAACAUCACUAUACUCUUUGUAAUCAAGAACGAACAUAGUCUACAUCAACCAAUGUUUUACUUCUUGGCUAUGUUGGCCUGCAUUGACCUGAGUUUGUCCACAUCUACUAUUCCCAAGAUGCUAAGCAUAUUCUGGUUUAACUUAAGGGAAAUUAGUUUUGGUGGUUGUGUCACACAGAUGUUCUUUAUUCAUAUGUUCACUGCAAUGGAGACUGUAGUGUUGGUAGCCAUGGCCUUUGAUCGGUAUAUUGCCAUCUGCAACCCUCUGAGGUACAGCCUAAUUCUUACAAACAAAACUAUUGGUUUCAUCCUUAUAGUAGUGCUUGGUGUCAAUUUCAUUUUUGUUAUUCCUCUAGUGUUUCUUAUCUUGAGGCUUCCUUUUUGUGGACAUCAUAUAAUCCCCCAUACAUAUUGUGAGCACAUGGGAAUUGCUCGACUGGCCUUUGCCAAUAUAAAGGUAAACAUGAUAUUUGGAUUAAUUCUCAUAUCAAUGGUAUUUAUUGAUGUAGUUCUUAUUGCCUUCUCCUAUGUAAGGAUACUUAGGGCUGUCUUUUGCAUUCCUUCUCGGGAAGCCAGACUCAAAGCUCUUAAUACAUGCAGCUCCCAUAUCUGUGUUAUUCUAGCAUUCUUCACUCCAGCUUUUUUCUCCUUCAUGACCCACAGGUUUGGCAGGAAUAUUCCUGCAUACAUUCAUAUUCUCCUUGCCAAUCUAUAUGUUGUUGUUCCACCUGCCCUUAAUCCAGUCAUCUAUGGAGUGAGGACUAAGCAGAUUCGGGAGAGGGUGUUAAGCCUGUUUUUGAAAAAACACUGA